AUGGCUGACUCUUAUUUAGUCGGACAGUGUUUGUCCAACGUGACAACCAAGCCACAGCAAGAUCCCCGCCAGAUGUUUCACUCGCUUGAUUCAUGGCGCAAAUCUCUCCCUGUCAAGAUGCAUAUGAAUGAGAACAUUGGAACCGAUGUGUACUAUCUGGCUAUGCAAGCCAUGGGCUACAGAUUUGAAUGCAUCUUGUGUCGAUUGAUACGACGUUGUUGGCAGCAGACCCAUCAUGCGGACUGGAGCGAGUGGGUCAAACAGCGGCUUCGGUCUGCUAUUUUGGAGUUGGACACAAUUACCAAAAGGGUUCUGGCGAGUGGUACCCUCCAGGACUUUCCCAUAUCUUUUAUAACCACAAUAAUUGCACUGCUCGCUCUACACAUCGAAUCGGCCCUCGAUACAGCCGAGACAGAUCUCGUUCGUUCGAUGGCCCAAAUCUCUAUUAGCCAGACAAUGCUUGUUCUCACACAGGGAAAAGAAAUACCAGCCCUGAAACGAGCCCUGCCAUUAUUCGAGGAGAUUCUUGCCAAGAAAAAUCUGUACUUGAUUCCACCCAACAGUGUCGGUCAAGUACAAGAUAACACCAUGGUGGAUGCAGACGCUUCGCUGCAUACACAGGCAGAGCAGUAUGAGAAUAAUCCGUUGCUCUAUGAUGAUUUUCUAGGAUUUGAUUUAUUGGAUGAAUGGCAGAUUGGGCAAAUGGAUUUUACUGGCAGUGGUUAA
Messenger RNA from Penicillium psychrosexuale, 726 nucleotides. RefSeq names its product transcriptional regulator family TF. The record is from RefSeq and is a predicted model, not a curated record. Lineage: Eukaryota; Fungi; Ascomycota; Eurotiomycetes; Eurotiales; Aspergillaceae. Bases 1 to 726 code for a protein of 241 amino acids. The transcript is spliced from 2 exons.